UGUAUCUUGCUGCUAGUAAGAUACAAUCUUGUUUUUAACCUAAUAUUGAAGUUGUGUUUUCUUGUUUAGCAUUUUGAAGUCAGGGCAAAGUAUUUCAAAUUUUGGAUCAAAUUUCUUUCUUUCACAUGACGUCAUAAAGACGCGCCGAGCUCCUGCAUCUGUUGUGAUUCUGGCUUAAGAGAGGAGACCUCCAUGAGAAACAACUGAGAUCCACGUGACAUACUAUUAUAAAAGAUGGCGUUUAUUAAAGAGGAGAGAGAAGACAUGAAGAUCGAAGAAGCAUUCAGAGUCAAACAUGAAGAUACCGAAGAACAAACAGGUUUGGCUGCGGUGUAUUACAGGGACGUCAAACUCUGCUCCUGGAGGGCCACGAGUAAUCUUGAAGUCCUUGGUUAGCUCAUUCAGGCCUGUUAGUGCUGAAAGAGGAGAGUCAAGAACUGAAUGAAAUGGAAGACAAAGAUGAGAAGCAUCUUGAUUUUAUGAUUGGAGGAAAAUCCCCAUAUACUAAAAAUACUUCAUCAAGAAAAAGAGGUCAAAAGAAAGCAACUAGGAGUUAUUUCACCUGCUUUCAGUGUGGAAAGAGUUUUACUGAGAAAGGAAGCCUUGAAGUACACAUGAGAAUUCACACUAGAGAGAAGCCUUUCACAUGUGGACUGUGUGGAAAAAGUUUCAUACGAGAACUAAACCUUAGAUAUCACAUUAACAAUCACACCGGAGAGAAACCGUUCACGUGUGAUCAGUGUGAAAAGAGUUUCACCCGUAAAAUAGGUCUUAAUAGCCACAUGAGAAUUCAUUCAAGAAAAAACUGUUUUAAAUGUAAUCAGUGUGGAAUGAGUUUCCCAGACAUGGAUCGUCUUAACAGGCAUGUAGUAAUUCACUCUGGAGAGAAGCCUUUCAUAUGCCAGCAGUGUGGAAGGGGGUUCAAAUUCAAUAAAAACCUUAAGGCGCACAUGAGAAUUCACACCGGAGAGAAGCCUUUCACGUGCCAUCAUUGUGGAAAGUGUUUUGGUCAUAAAGUAAGCCUUAAGACUCACUUAAGACUUCACACGGGAGAGAAGCCUUACACAUGCUCUUUAUGCAGUAAGAGUUUCACAUAUAAAUCAACCCUUAAUGCCCACAUGAGAAGUCACACUGGAGAAAGCCCUUACACCUGCAAACUGUGUGGGAAGAGCUUCUCACAAAAAGGAAAUCUACAGACUCACAUGAGAAUUCAUACUGGGGAGAAGCCAUUCUUAUGUGGUCGGUGUGGAAAGAAUUUCAGAUGUAAAGUAACCCUUAUUUACCAUAUGAGGAUUCAUUCAAGAGAGAACUGUUUUAUAUGUCAGCAGUGUGGAACAAAGUUCACAGACAGUAAGCACCUUAAAGAUCAUGUAAUAACUCACAUCGGAGAGAAGCCAUUCAUGUGCCAUCACUGUGGGAAGAGUUUCACACUUAAAGGAAACCUCAAGACUCACAUGAGACUUCACACAGGAGAAAAGCCUUUCACAUGCAAACAGUGUGGAAAGAGUUUCAGACAUAAUGUAAGCCUCCAGACUCACAUGAGACUUCACACUGGAGAGAAGCCUUUCUCAUGUCUUGAGUGUGAGAAGAGUUUCACAUACCAAAGAGAUCUGAAGCGCCAUUUGCAAACUCAUUCUGUAGAGAAACUGCAGUCUGACAAGAAGUUAAUAAAAAGGGGCCAUUUAAAAAAUCCUCUGCCCAUUCACUCUGGUAGAAGGCGACUUAAUUGUGAUCAGUGUAAUAAAACAUUUAUUUUUCCAUCUCACUUAAAGAUGCACCUGAAAAGUCAUGCAGAUGUAAGACCCUAUUUUUGUUCUUUGUGUGGAAAGAGUUUUAAAUGGCUCAGAAAUUUAAAAUGGCACCAGAACGUAUGUGUCUGUGUGAAAUCAAGGCUAAAUUCACACCGCAGCUGAAUGUGGCCAAAAUCAGAAUUUUCUGCUCAAAUAUGAUUCUUUUCCUGUAAUUUCAAAUAUCGAACAAUGCCUACCAUAAUUGACUUUCCACUGUAUAGCAGCAGCUCUCCAAACAUUUGUUUUAAUAACUCAAAAUCUUGCCACUGGCCAUUUUCGUUGUCCUCUUUUUGUGUAGAUUGAAAAAGCACAAACGUACAUUUGCAUGGUCUCUUUUCAUCUUUCUCAAUUUAUUUUCCAUGUUCGUUCUUAUUAUAUUACUCAUUUUCUUUGCUCUUGUAGUUUUUUUGCUUUGUUAUUUAGUCUUAAGAUUGUGUUCAUAAGUUAAAGAUAAGAAGGUAUGUGCCCAUUUCCAGUGUUUCAGCUGUUUGGUGUAACACUGACAGUCUGACUGAACAUUGAGAAUUGAGAAAGACACAAUUAAGAUUAUUCAAUAGACUUCCGCUUCCUGCUCUUCCCCUACCUCUGUCUGCCUGUAUGACUGGAUUCCUAAUGACUGAGGCUGAAUAAUAUCAUCAUCUUAUUAACAUGCUGGGCGCUUCUCAUUCCUUAUUUGUGCAUCCACGUUUCUUUUCCUUGCUUCCUUUUGUUUCAUCUUGGCUUCACCCCCCUCAGGGUGCAAGGAUGAGAAGGAUUCAGGAAAUAAAACGAGGAUGGAGGAAUCAAAGGAAAGCUUAUUUGUACAUUGGAAUACUCUUGAUCAAUUAAGUGUCACUUGAAAGCGUCAUCAGCUGCGCUCAAGGGAUCUGACGUCAUGUUGUUAAAGUUUGAUUAAGACAUUCAUAAUAUUAAUAAAGCAAGAUGAAAGCAAAGAUAAAGCAAGAUGUUGAAAUAUGAUAUGUAUGGUUUGUUUAACCUGCAAGGGUAAAACAUAAAAUCUAAUUAUUACAAAUGUAAAGGGGGAGGAUAAUUUGCCUCAGGUUUUCAGACAAGGCAAGACAAGGUUAUUUAGCACAUUUCAUACACAAUGGUAAUUCAAAGUGCUUUACAUAAAAGGAAUUAAAAUAAUCAUAAAAAAUAGUCAUAACAAUAAAACAAGGAAUUUAAAAACUUUUAAAAUAAUUUUAAAAUUGGUUUAAGAUUAAUUAAAACAGUUAAGAAUACAACUCUGGAAAUGUUGGGACGUUUUUUGAACUUGAAUAAAAUGAAAACUACAAGACUUUCAAAUCACAUGAGCCAAUAUUUCAUUCACAAUAGAACAUAGAGAACAUAUUUUAUCCACUAAAUGAGCUCAUUUCAAAUUUGAUGCCUGCUACAGGUCUCAAAAAAGUUGGCACUGGGGCAACAAAGGGCUGAAAAAGCAAGAAAUUUUGAAACGAUUCAGCUGUGAGAACGUCUAACAACUAAUUAAGUUAAUUGACAUCAGGUCUGUAACAUGAUGAGCUAUAAAAGGGAUGUCUUAGAGAGACAGAGACUCUCCAAUCGGUGAAAGACUGUGUAAAAAGAUUGUGGAAUACUUUAAAAACAACGUUCCUCAACGUCAAAUUGGCAUUGCAAAUCUCUUCAUCUACAGUGCAUAACAUCAAAAGUUUCAGAGAAACUGGAGAAAUCUCUGCGCAAGGGACAAGGCCGAAGACCUUUGUUGGAUCCCCGUGGUCUUCGGGCCCUCAGACGACACUGCAUCAUUCAUCGGCAUGAUUCUGCCAUUGACAUUACUAAAUGGGCCCAGGAAUACUUCCAGAAACCACUGUCAGUAAACACAAUCCGACGUGCCAACUAAAGCUCUGUCAUGCAAAAAGAAAGCCAUAUGUGAACAUGGUCCAGAAGCGCCGUCGUGUCCUGUGGGCCAAGGCUCAUUUAAAAUGGAUUGUUUCAAAUUGGAAAAGUGUUCUGUGGUCAGACGAGUUCAAAUUUGACAUUCUUGUUUGAAAUCACGGAGGCCGUGUCCUCCGGGCUAAAGACCUUCCAGCGUGUUAUCAGAGUUCAGUUCAAAAGCCAGCAUCUCUGAUGGUAUGGGGGUGCAUAAGUGCAUAUGGUAUGGGCAGCUUGGAUGUUUUGGAAGGCACUAUGAAUGCUGAAAAGUGUAUAUAAAGGUUUUAGACCAACAUAUGCUCCCCUCCAGGCCUUGUGUAUUUCAGCAGGACAAUGCAAAACCACAUACUGCAGCUAUUAUAAUAGCAUGGCUUCGUAGUAGAAGAGUCCGGGUGCUGAAUUGGCCUGCCUGAAGUCCAGAUAUUUCACCUAUAGAGAACA
Onychostoma macrolepis is the source of this 4103-nucleotide messenger RNA. Its product is annotated as gastrula zinc finger protein XlCGF57.1-like. The transcript is spliced from 4 exons. NCBI's taxonomy places the organism in Eukaryota, Metazoa, Chordata, Actinopteri, Cypriniformes, Cyprinidae. Gene Ontology annotation, molecular function: RNA polymerase II transcription regulatory region sequence-specific DNA binding; DNA-binding transcription factor activity, RNA polymerase II-specific. Bases 447 to 1913 code for a protein of 488 amino acids. Gene Ontology annotation, biological process: regulation of transcription by RNA polymerase II. The record is from RefSeq and is a predicted model, not a curated record. Gene Ontology annotation, cellular component: nucleus.